AUGUUGGAUCCAUCAUCCAGCGAGGAGGAAUCAGAUGGGAUAGUGGAGGAAGAAAGCAAAGAGGUGAUGGCACCCCAGGCCGGAUCCCGAAUCUCCCCGAGCCGGACCAGCGAGAGCUCGGGCGGGCUACAGCCCGGCGGCCGGGGCAGCGGCGCCCGUCCGUCCAGCCCGAGCCCCUCGGCCGUCAGCGAGCAGGAGAAAGAGGAGGUGGAGAAGCUGCAUAGAGAGGAAGAGGAGCGGAAGAAGAAAUUGCAGCUCUAUGUAUUUGUAAUGCGCUGCGUCGCUUACCCUUUCAAUGCAAAACAGCCGACCGACAUGGCCAGACGGCAACAGAAGAUAACCAAGCAGCAGCUCCAGACGGUGAAAGAUCGUUUCCAGGCCUUCCUGAAUGGAGAGACGCAGAUUGUGGCGGAUGAAGCCUUCAUCAAUGCAGUGCAGAGCUUCUACGAGGUGUUCCUGAAGAGCGACCGCGUGACGCGCAUGGUGCAGAGCGGCGGCUUCUCGGCCAACGACUGCCGCGAGGUCUUCAAGAAGCACAUCGAGAAGCGCGUGCGCAGCCUGCCGGAGAUUGAUGGCCUCAGCAAGGAGACGGUGCUCAGCUCCUGGAUGGCCAAGUUCGACACCAUCUACCGCGGCGACGAGGACCCGCGCAAGCAGCAGCAGCGCAUGACGGCCAGCGCCGCCUCCGAGCUCAUCCUCAGCAAGGAUCAGCUCUACGAGAUGUUCCAGCAGAUCCUGGGCAUCAAGAAAUUUGAGCACCAACUUCUCUACAACGCCUGUCAGCUGGACAACCUAGAUGAACAAGCUGCCCAAAUAAGAAGAGAGUUGGAUGGACGACUACAAAUGGCGGAUCAGAUCGCAAGAGCAGGGAAGUUUCCCAAGUUUGUGUCCAAGGAAAUGGAGGCCAUGUACAUCGAGGAGCUGAAGUCUUCCGUCAACCAGCUGAUGGCCAACCUAGAAAGCAUGCCGGUGUCCAAGGGCGGGGAGUUUAAACUGCAGAAGCUGAAAAGAGGUCACAAUACCUCCAUCAUCGACAUGGGCCAGGAGGACGAGAACCAGCUCUCCAAGUCUGAUGUGGUGCUCUCUUUCACCUUGGAGGUUGUAAUAAUGGAGGUUCAGGGCCUGAAGUCUCUGGCUCCCAACCGCAUUGUCUACUGUACCAUGGAAGUGGAAGGUGGUGAGAAACUGCAGACCGAUCAAGCCGAGGCCUCCAAACCGACCUGGGGCACUCAAGGGGACUUCACCACAACACACCCACUUCCUGGGGUCAAGGUGAAGCUCUUCACAGAGAGCACAGGCGUGCUGGCCCUGGAGGACAAGGAGCUGGGGAGGGUUGUCCUGCACCCAACGCCCAACAGUCCCAAGCAGUCCGAGCUACAUAAAAUGAGCCUGACGAAGGCGUGCCCUGACCACGACCUGAAGAUCAAGCUGGCCAUCCGCAUGGACAAGCCUCAGAACAUGAAGCAUUGUGGGUACCUGUGGGCAUUUGGGAAAAAUGUAUGGAAGCGAUGGAAAAAGAGGUACUUCGUCUUAGUGCAGGUGAGCCAGUACACCUUUGCCAUGUGCAGCUACCGGGAGAAGAAGGCGGAGCCUCAGGAGCUGCUCCAGCUGGACGGCUACACGGUGGACUACACCGACCCCCAGCCAGGCCUGGAUGGUGGGAGGGCUUUCUUCAACGCAGUGAAGGAGGGAGACACUGUGAUCUUUGCCAGCGACGACGAGCAAGAUCGCAUCCUGUGGGUUCAGGCUAUGUAUCGGGCCACCGGGCAAUCCCACAAGCCUGUCCCACCCACCCAGGUGCAGAAGCUCAACGCCAAGGGAGGGGCGGCACCCCAGAUGGACGCACCCAUUUCCCAGUUCUCUGGACUGAAGGAUGCGGACAGAGCUCAGAAACACGGGAUGGAUGAGUUUAUCUCCGCUAACCCGUGUAGCUUUGACCACGCCUCCCUUUUCGAGAUCUUGCAGCGGCUGACGCUGGAUCACAGGCUCAACGACUCCUUUUCAUGUCUGGGAUGGUUCAGUCCAGGACAGGUGUUUGUGCUGGAUGAGUACUGCGCCCGCAAUGGUGUGCGGGGCUGCCAUAGACACCUGCAUUAUCUGGGGGACCUGCUGGAGCGUGCUGAGAACGGGGCCAUGAUCGACCCCACCCUGCUGCACUACAGCUUUGCCUUCUGCGCCUCUCACGUCCAUGGCAACAGGCCGGAUGGAUUAGGGACCGUCAAGGUGGAUGAGAAGGAACGGUUUGAGGAUAUCAAGGAGAAGUUGCGUGUGUUUCUGGAGGACAAGAUCACUAACUUCAGAUACAGCUUUCCAUUCGGCCGUCCCGAAGGAGCUCUGAAAGCUACUCUGUCUUUACUAGAAAGGGUCCUUAUGAAAGAUAUUGUGACCCCAGUGCCACAGGAAGAGGUGAAAGGUGUGAUUCGCAAAUGUCUGGAACAGGCGGCCUUGCUUAACUACCAGCGCAUCACCGAGUACGCCAAAAUCGAAGUUGAGAAAGAUCAAAAGGAUCAGAAGGAUCCAGAUAAUGCCGCUCGCUUGGCCACACCUGCCAAGAGACUGGAAGACACCAUCCGUAUGGCAGAGUUAGUCAUUGAGGUGCUUCAGCAGAACGAGGAUCACCACGCUGAGGCUGCAGUCACAAGUACAGGAGAUCAAUCGGGAAAAGAGGCCUUUGCGUGGUGGUCCGACCUGAUGGUGGAACACGCUGAGCACUUCUUGUCGCUCUAUGCCGUGGACAUGGAUUCUGCCCUGGAGAUACAGUCUCCAGAGAGCUGGGACAGCUUUCCACUCUUCCAGCUGCUUAACGAUUUCCUCCGGAUCGACUGCCACCUGUGCAACGGGAAGUUCCACAAACACCUGCAGGACCUAUAUGCCCCGCUUGUGGUUAAAUAUGUGGACCUGAUGGAGUCUUCCAUUGCACAGUCAAUACAUAAGGGCUUUGAUCGCGAGUCGUGGGAGCCCGUGAAGAGUUUAACAAGUAAUCUGCCCAAUGUGAAUCUGCCAAAUGUGAACCUCCAAAUUCCCAAAGUACCAAAUCUGCCCGUCCCAGUAGCAGGACUGUCAGUUAAUCUCCCACAAAUGCCUAGCUUUUCCACUCCGUCAUGGAUGGCCUCUAUAUAUGACUCUGACAAUGGCUCUGGGACCACAGAGGACCUCUUCUGGAAGCUGGAUGCCUUGCAGACCUUCAUUCGGGACCUGCACUGGCCCGAGGAGGAGUUUGCCAAGCACCUGGACAACCGUAUGAAGCUAAUGUCCAGUAACAUGAUCGAAUCCUGCGUGAAACGCACGCGAGCUGCUUUCGAGUCGAAGCUCCAGAAGAGCAGCAAGACGACAGAUUUCCGCAUCCCACAGUCAAUAUGCACCAUGUUCAACGUGAUGGUGGACGCCAAGGACCAAUCUGCCAAGCUGUGUGCCAUGGAGAUGGGCCAGGAGAAACAGCAGCAUUCCAAAAUUGACUCUCUCAUCGAAGAUUCUGUUAAGGAGAUGAUUUCCCUCCUGGUGGGAAAGUUUGUAACCAUUCUGGAAAGCGUCUUGGCGAAGCUGUCCAGAUACGACGAAGGCACUCUCUUUUCGUCCUUCUUAUCUUUCACAGUAAAAGCAGCCUCAAAGUAUGUGGAUGUUCCCAAGCCCGGGAUGGACGUGGCGGAUGGAUACGUGACCUGUGUGCGCCACUCACAGGACAUGCUCCGAGAAAAGGUCAAUGAGGAGGUGUACAUAGAAAGGUUAUUUGAUGGUACCGAAGGCUGUUCUUUAAAAAAAGGCACUUUAAGUAAAAAAUAUAUAUAUAUAACUGGAACCAAUGAAAAGUGUUUCGUUGGAUGUACCUUUAAAACAGAGAACUUUCACAAAGUGGGGUGGAAGAUUCCAUCCGUUGAAACACUGUUUCUUCGUUCCUCUGUGCCUUGAGAACAUCUUUAGGUGCUUUUUGAGAAGGAUUUUCUUGAGCAGUGUUCUCUUAUUCAUAAUUUGAAACAAAUUAAUACUUAUAUAAGCAAAUGCAUGUCUACAGCACUUCACCCAAUAAAAUAAGUACUUUUGUUAUGUAUAAAGUAAAUGAAAGACUGCAAAAUUCUCACAUUUUUAUGCAUUUUUAUACACAUAAAUAGUUUUUAUAACCUAAUAGGAAGAGACUUCAUAACAAUAACUGUAUUUUGAGUAGCAUUAAGUGUGUUGUAUGUUUAAACACAAAGAGGACAUGCACACCUUCCAGCAAUGAAGGGGUGAAACACAGUUUGAGAAAACACAAAAUAAUGCAGAAAAUAGACGCCUUAAAACUUUCCAGACCAUAGUCAUUUAUUUAUGUAAUUAUCAUAUAAAUUACAUGUUAUGUAUAUUAAAAUAUACAUAAAAUUUUUUAAAUAUACAUAGAAAUUUUACAUUUAAGUGGCUAUAGUUAUUCAUUUUAAAAAUAUUUGAGUAUUAGGUAAUACCUCUGUAUUGAAGUUCAGUGCUGUUACACUAACUGCAAUUUAGUUUCAGAUGUAACUGAUAGAAUCUACAAAAAUUGAAUAAUGGUAAAAUACACAAAAUAAAUAAAAGGCAGACAAGGAAAAAAAUCCCAAAUAAGUAAUAAUUAUCAAGAAUUUGAUAUUUUUAGCAUUGCCCCCACUGCACAAAAUGAGGUUUUAUUCUUAAACAGAAAUGCACACAACAGAGCAUAAAUGUAGCAAAUGUUUAAGGUAUGCGGGGGGGUAGAGAGCACUGUCUUAAGGACCGGCUGCAGACAUCAGCUGGUCAGAAUCCUUUGUGAUGCAUGUCCACUAAGCUGCCCACCCUCCCCCACCUCCCAUGGCGUCCAGCUCAGUCAGCUUUUUUUUGCACUCUCAAAGCAGACAUCGGCCAUUUCCGUUGCCGCUGUCUGCUUUUCAGCAGUAACUCUCUCUGUUUCAGAUAUGUGUUCUUCUGUUACAUUUUUCCAGAUGAACCUGGUGUCAUUCCAUUUUAAGUGUUUGAACAAUGUGUUUCAAGCCAUCUCUCUCAAUAUCGUUUGAUUUCUAUGUUCUUUUGUAUUGGUUUUCUAGUAGUGGUUGUACCCACACAGGGCUUUUUGGUGUUAUGUGUCUUUAUUAUUUCAUGUGACAUUUAUUCCAGCCAAAGAGUGGAUUUUAUUUGUAGCUUACAAAAGCUCUUGAAUUGUUUUGUCUGCAUGCCACAUCCUUUGUCAUCUUUUCUCUCUGCUUUUCUCUGCCUCUUCCUCAUCUCAGCCUUGAGUCUGCUCUCAAUUCUUUUUUUUACUCUCCCCCUAAAAAUUGAAAUGGAACUUAUCUCUCAUGUCAGGCGGUUUUAUCGCAUUAUGUUGAACGGCAUGAUUUGGAGUCAAAUAAUCUCGCUGUGUACAUCUUCUAGCAUGACCCACCUCUUCUGAGGCUAGCCUUCAUACAUGCAUCCCACUCUCCAGCAUCCAAUCCCAGCUCUGCAUGCAGAACCCACCCAAAGCAACAGUGUGAAGUGGACCGGCACCAACACGGCUCUGCCCAAUUCUGUUCCCACGGUGAACCCUGCCCAGGGGUUGGCAGGCCCUGAUCCAAAUUCUCUCAACUACAGCCUCUUCACUUCACGAUACCAAAAAUUGUUUAUGAUUACUUUUUUUUCUUUUUAAAAACAAUUACAGUAUGCUUUCACUCCAUGUGCUGUUAUCUUUAAACUGUGAUUUUUAAAUCAAAAUAGCAAGGCAGACCGGUCGAAUGACAGAAGCAGUGUCCUAUAAUGCACAACAUCGGCCAUAAAGGAAUCAGUUCUGUGUGAUGAAACAGUCUGAGAAAACAGCACAACUCCUUGUUGCCUGCUAAACCAUUUCUGCACUUUCUCAUUUGGAAUUUGAUUUAAAUCAUUAAUACCUUCCAGUAGCACAAAUUGGAUUCAACCUAUAUUUGUAAUAGUAGCUCAUACACAUCUGAAGUUUAUUUACUCAAUAUACACUAAAUAUAAUGAAGAUAGGAAGAUUUGUAGCUGUAUAUGAGCAUUUAUGACUGAAUUCUUUGACAAAAUCCUGAUUAAUUCGACAUCUACAGGACAUUCUUGUUAAGAUAUGAUAAAAAAUCCUCAUUGUCAGCUGUGGGUAAGUCUAAUGAUGCAAUAACACUAUAACAGCUAUAUAAACCAGCAGAUAAGAUAGCUUAUCGUAUUAGUGGGGUGGUGUUGAUGAUGGAGUGGGGGAUUGUUGGACCUGUGUGGUACUGUGGUUGUGCAGGCAUGGUCGGUGGUCUUUGUGUGGCACCACACUGCAAACCCACUAACUUUGCAUAAUGCAUCCUGUCAGUAAUUUAACACAUAUUUAGUGAAUUGAUGGCAAAGACAAAAAUCAUCUGAAUGCUGCUUGGCUGCAUUUUUUCUGAAGGAGAGGAGCAGUACAAACUAGAUAACUCGAUGUCAGGUAAACCGGAAUGGAAAAAAAAUCAUCUGCUGUGGUCAGGGGGAGGGGCCAUGCUGAAGGGGAACAGCAGCUGUAAAGGUAGCUGCCCAGGACCAAAUCCAUACAUCUAACGGAGAGGUGACCUGACUUCUGACCCAGUAACAGCUCCCGCAGCUGCCUGUAGACAAGGAUAAUCUGCAUGGCUGAGUCUCCAUGCUGUCAGCAGGAGUGACCAAAGAAAGUCAAACUAUUCAAAAGAAAGUCAACUUGUUGAUGGUACCGUCCUGUCUAAUGAUUUUUUUUUCCUCUUAGAAUAUGCUGUAAACUGGGUGACAUUUUGCCUCUAACCUAAUUCUUGCCAUUCUGUUUCUAACAAAAAACUUGUCUUUUGUGUGACUGCAUGUGUGUUCAGGAACCGUCUUUAGUUAGAUUUGUAUUAGUCUUUUUAGUGUCAUUGAAACACAGGCACACAGUCAGCAAAUAGUAACCUAUGAUGUGUAAAUUUGUGUUUAUUGCUGUAUGUGCUGCUUUAUUAUUGCUGUGCCUAAGCAGUAUGAGAGGAAUAGUUUCUUCUUUGAUACUUUUUCUUAUGUGAGCUGUUAUGUGAGAUUACAAUACUUGUCCGCAGAUUUUUUUGUCGCAUGAUGCAGACUUUUCUCCACUUUGAUAUCAAACUCUGAAUGGUGAAAAAGUCCUUAUUUUUAAAAUGGCUAAAUAUUUUUUAGCAAUUUUAUUUUUAUUAUAUCAUGGUGUUAUAGUUGGUGGCACUGCUGCCUCAUACCUUUAGAACUUUAGAAUUUUUGUUUGUUUGUUUGUUUGUUUAUUAGUUAACUUACUUUUAAUAAUAUAUCCUUCACAGAAUCUGAACGCUGAGUUGCUAUGAAAACACCUCUUCAGGACUGUACCCUUGAAGGACUAAAACUAUGCUUACAGUACUAAGUAUACUAACCGGCCGGCCUAUAGGAAUAAUUAUAAGGUCACCAACUUUCUUCCGUAUAUUUGAUCAGGUGAUCCAUCUCUGUGGAUGCCAAGCGGAAUGGUGUUCGCUGGGUAACGCCAAUGGCAGACUCCAGUCUUUAAAAAACUGCAGGGAAACUUAAGGAGAGAUCAUCCAAGCCUCCCUGGAUUCGUCGGUUGGGUGAAAGAGCUCAGUCACAGCCACCGUUUGAGCUAUGAAACACUUUUGAGAAGAGCACCGUUACUUUAUUGACCAUAAGCUCAACAAAUACCCUUAAUCAGAGACUGUAUUCAUUGUCAUAAUGAGACUUCUCCCAUCCAGUUUUAAUUGGAUUAAAGACAAGGCGUAAAUUAGUUGUGUUUUCCAACACAAUAACCCUGGUAACUUCCCAUCUUUCAAUUUCGAUUUAAUUUCUUUCCAGCUUUACUUAAUGCAUAUCCAGAUAAAUGAGACCAUAAGACCAAUCCCGUUGUUCCCCAUUUGUCCUGCUGCUUGUCUGUGUCCGUAUUCCAUCUCUCAGUGUACGUGUCUGUGUGUGUUGCUGGAGAACGCUGUCUGUCUGUGUUUCAGCAAUGGUACACGGGCACCAUGAACCUCCUGGGAACCUGGCUCACUGACCGUAUGGACCUUCAGCUCCAUGUCUAUCAGCUUAAAAUUCUUAUCAGGAUUGCCAAGGUAACGUGAAUGUGCCACAAAAAAAAAGAAACCACUUUGGAUUUCUUACAUGGAAGUAGGAUGUAGUUGACCUAAUUAAAACAUCAUGACGUUGUUGUUCCACAGUAAUUAAUUUUGCACUAGUGGAAAAAUGAGUGUGACAUUUUGUGUCAUGUGUAUAUCUGUUCUUCUCUGACUUAAGGAGUUAAAACUUGGGAAAUCUACAUUGCGCACAUGGGUAAUCACAAAUCAAAGUGCAUUUAUAUGUCACUUACUGUCAACAUUACUGAUACAUAGGCCUGUACCCCACAACAUUUAUAGAAGGCAUUUUUAUAUCAUCACUGUUUAUGUUAUAUUGGGGAUAAUCCAGUUGUUAAGGAUAAAUAGCCUAGUCUCCCUGCAUGGAAAUGACACAUUCAGUGUUUAACUUUUUUUUUAAUUCCCAGAAAACGUACAGGGAUUUCCGUCUGCAAGGAGUGCUCGACUCGACUCUCAACAGCAAGGCGUAUGAAACGGUGCGGAAUCGCCUCACGAUGGAGGAGGCGUCGGCAUCUGUGCGCGAGGGAGGCAUGCAGGGCAUCUCCAUGAA
Paramormyrops kingsleyae is the source of this 8553-nucleotide messenger RNA. Lineage: Eukaryota; Metazoa; Chordata; Actinopteri; Osteoglossiformes; Mormyridae. The record is from RefSeq and is a predicted model, not a curated record.